AUGUCUCACUUCGCACUCUUUCCUCAUCACGAUGAUGAUGAUCUCUGCCUUACUCUCCAUUUCUUCAAGAGAAACUUUGAAGUGCUAUUUAUACACAAAUAUAGUGGGAGAAUGAAUCUUGACACAAUAAUUCUUGGCAGUUUAAGUUACUUUCUGUCAAGUGCAUUCAUAUUGUAUACUCAACAUCUUACAAAAGGAUUGAUGGGGCCUGAACUAGAUUUAAAGUGGUCUGGAGUGAUGUUAUUUCUAGUAGGGAUUUCUGGCAACUUCUAUCACCAUUACCUUCUUUCUAAACUCAUAGGUGAUGAAAACAAAAGCAAAGAAUACAAGAUUCCAAGAGAAAGUUUAUUUGAUUUGAUAAUAUGCCCACAUUACCUUUUUAAGAUUUUAGAACUCCUGAAAAUCUCUUGAAUUUUUCAGACUUUAUAUGUUUCUUAUUUUUGCAUGAGCAGUGUUCUUCACUUGAUGGUAAAGAGUUAUAACACUAGAAGAUGGUAUCUCUCUAAAUUUGAUAAUUUUCCGAAGGAUAUUAAGGCCCUUAUUCCCUACGUAUUCUAA
Molecule: messenger RNA, 558 nt
Organism: Carica papaya (papaya)
Lineage: Eukaryota; Viridiplantae; Streptophyta; Magnoliopsida; Brassicales; Caricaceae
Source: RefSeq, a predicted model, not a curated record